Messenger RNA from Megalobrama amblycephala (Wuchang bream), 3002 nucleotides. RefSeq names its product interleukin 20 receptor, alpha (gene il20ra). NCBI's taxonomy places the organism in Eukaryota, Metazoa, Chordata, Actinopteri, Cypriniformes, Xenocyprididae. The transcript is spliced from 7 exons. Gene Ontology annotation, molecular function: protein binding. The record is from RefSeq and is a predicted model, not a curated record. Bases 130 to 1650 code for a protein of 506 amino acids.
CAGAAACACCUGCAGGUGAAGGACUCUGUACCUGAGAGGCGCGAGAGGAGUGAAGACUAAAGCAGCAUUACUGAAGUCAACAACACAGAGAAACUGACAGAAUGUGAACGACUGAGUGUGUGGAGAGGAAUGGAGGCAGUUUUAGCGAUCGCGCUGUGUUUGAUCUCCACAGGAGCGACAGUGUCAUCUGUUACACGACUGCCUGAGCCACGAAAUGUCCACUUCUCCUCCGUCAACCUGAGGAACAUAGUGACGUGGACGCCCGGAGAAGGAUCUCCUGAUGGGACCGUCUACUCUGUGGAGUAUGCCAUAUACGGGGAUGCGGAGGGGAGCGGCAGUGAGCAGGUGCGAUGGAGGCGUGUGAAUCAGUGCAGCUCCAUCACACAGAGCGAAUGCGACGUGUCUCAGGAGACCUUUGACCUGCACGAGGAGUACUACGCCAGAGUCAGAGCCGUCGGCGCUCGUGCACGGUCCCUCUGGAGCGAGAGCUCACACAGAUUCAGACCCAUGACCGACACGGUUCUCGGAGCGCCGCUGGUGGAAGUGAACGUGAAGCAGAACUACAUGAACGUCACGAUAAUGGGGCCCUUCAGAUGGAGAACUAAGAGGACAAAAAAAGACAAGUCACUCUGGAAGAUCUUCCCACACAUGAUCUAUAAUGUCUCUGUGUUCAACAGCAGGAGCAAUCACACGAAUCACAUGCGUCUCAAGAACGGGAGCUUGAGGCUUGGGCCUCUAGAGUUUUCCACACAGAUCUGCGUGACGGCUCAUGCCGAAUCCCAGUCUCUCCCGCUGGCCUUCAAACGCAGCGAGCGGCUGUGCAUCGAGACUCCCAAAGAUCCGUUCGGAGAUCAGCUGCUGGCUGCCAUGCUGGGAGGAGUGCUGCCGUCUGCGCUGUGUCUGUGUGUGCUGGCUGUGCUCGGAGGACUCGUCCACUGCUACAUCACGGACCACCGGCAGACGCUGCCCAAGAGCGCUCAUGUGGCUCGAAUGAGCGAGAAUCUACAAACCUUCCAACCUGAAAUGCCUUCAACAAUCAUCUUUAACGUGUUUAAAUCAGAUCGGUGUGGAGAUGAGUGGUCUCCGCUCUGUCCCGCGGAUCUGCCACAGCUCUGCUCUGCUGAAGACUCGCCCGCGGCCGAAGCUGAGGCUCAGAACGCCGUGCCGGAGCCGCCCGUGUCUUACGCGCAGCAGCACGCGCCGCCGCCGGCCGGAUCCGGAGCUCAGGCCGAAGACUCGGAGAGCGAGGACUCGGAGCAGGAGCCGCUUCACAGCGAGGCUGGAGAUUACGGCAUCGUGGUGCCGGCCUCUUUCGACGCUCCGGGCCAGAGUCAGGCCGAGGUCAGCCCGUACAGGACACAAGGCCACGCGAUAGACUCCGGAGCGCCUGAGGACGCCUGCGAGGAUGAGCAGAACGACGAUGAAGAGGAAGCACAGAUCUUUUUGGACUGGAGCCCAGAGACUCGAGAGCUGAAGAUCCCUCUGAUGAGUAUGCUGGGUCUAGAGGACGAGACGCAGAUCCAGACCAAAGCGGUCUCACUCCUGCCUAACCUGAUCCUGAGACAGGCCUCGCAGGAAGUCUCUGAGCAGGAGGAUGACUUCACCAAGAUGGAGCGAGACUGGGGCCUUAUAAUCCACUCCAACUCCUGAAAGAAUAUGAAGAAGACUUUAUCCUGUACACUUGCCAUUUGCCAUGUCCACUUUUAAAGUCACCAUGAAACCAAAAAUUUACAGUUUAUACUAAAUGAUUCAUCAUUUUUUAUGUUCCUCAUAAUCUUGAAUCAGAAUAUCUUUCUCUUGCAGCAUCUCUUCUCUGAUGAUGAGGGCGGGGCAACCUGUCACUCACAUGAGAUCCACCAAUAGCAAACCACAACCAUCCAAUCAAUUCCACACAGACAAAAUCAAGCCCCGCCCAACAUUUGUUCUUGUUUGCAAAGCGUUUCCCUCGAAUAUAUGUCACAAUAGAGAAGAAAAGACUAAUGCAACUUCCCUUUCAUGAUGACUUUAAGCCGAUAUAAUGAAGGAUUUCCAGCAGUCUUUGUUUACUGCAUAAGCUGUCAAUCACUGUGAACACGAGACUCAGUCUUUUAGCUUCUGUAUUAAAUUACAUUUAAUCAUAGCCGUCUGAUUCCCCAGAAGAACACAACCUGAAGCUGCUCAUGGGAAACAUGGACAAGUUUUUUUUGAGCUGUAGAUGCCAUGUAUCAGAAAACAAUAUAUCUAUUAUGCAGCUAUAAAAAAAAAAGUGAAUUUCACACAAAAGCCCUCUGGUUAAACAUCUACUGUAAUAUGAAGGAGUAUUUGCGAUUGUCGAACCCUGACAUCUUGUGUGAAAGCCAUAUUUCAUUUGACGGGAAUGAAAAAAUGAGAUUUGUUCAGUACUGUUGUGUACGGUUUCUGUGACAUCGAAAAUAUCUCUUUGCAAAACAAUGCACACAUAAACCACGGUUUGAAAACAUGAGACAGUAUAACAUAUUGAACAAAUCUCUGACAUAAAAUGAAAUAUAGUGCAACAGUUUCUGUUGCAGGACUGUUGAAGAGUGUGUGUGUGUGUGUGUGUGUGUGUGUGUGUGUGUGUGUGUGUGUGUGUGUGUGUGUGUGUGUGAGAGUACUAAUCAACAAUUAUAUAGAAAAAUAAUUGUCUUUGAAGAAAUUAAUGUUAUAUAAUAUUGUAUAUAUCUAUUUCAACUGUACAUAAAUACAAAAGGAUAAUUUUUUUAUUGAAGUUAAUAUUUUUUUUAAUUGCAAUUUUUGAACACAAUAAACAUACAAGGGCAAUAACAUAUUUUUACAUUAUAUAUACAUCAAAUGAAAUGUUAUUAUUGAAGUUAAUAUUUGUACUGCAGAUUUUUAACAUGUUUAUUCCAUAUAGAAAUGUGAAAGAGCUGCGCUGAAUGAAUGAAGAACAAACUCAGUUUCAUCUUUCACUUUCCUGUCAUUAAUUUUAUCACUACAAUCCAUCAUCUUUUGAUCCAUCAGAACAAUAAACAAAUUGAACCUGA